Molecule: messenger RNA, 537 nt
Organism: Stegodyphus dumicola
Lineage: Eukaryota; Metazoa; Arthropoda; Arachnida; Araneae; Eresidae
Source: RefSeq, a predicted model, not a curated record
AUGCGAAAAUAUCAAGGACGACGACCGAAAAAACAUCCUGGUUUUAAUAAAAGAUCCAGAAUUCAGCGUAAACGUCGAGCUCAAGAAAAAAAUAUGAAAUUAAAUUCCCGAGAUGUGGAAGAUUCCGAACAAGCGGAUGUUUUCGAAAGGUCAGAAAUUAUUGAUACAACUGCAUCUGUGUCAAAGGAGAAUCAUUGCCCGGAUGAUUUUUUUACAAAGUCCGGAAGUGAAAAAUUUGACUUUUCUACGCCAGAAGUUACAGCUAAUGUUCCUAAGACAAACCAGGCUUUCCUGAGUUCUGAUCUGGACAUUUCAGUUAUUGACUCUGACGUAGAAGGUAGAAAUACAAGCUCUCUUUUGGGGUGAAAAUUUUGUGCAUGAUUUGGCUUUCAUUGAGACGUCUCUGGGUCAGGAGUUACUAAGGAAGAGAAACUUACAUGCAGGUUGAAGCAUGCAGUGUCAAAUGUAUAAGGAAUAUAAAAGAUGCUGUAUAUUAGUAUAAGUUUGAAUAACCAUAAUAAAAAAAUUUCUUGAAAA